CUGAAUACAACACACUUUAUUUGGAAAAUCUUUAAGGAUUAUCAUGUCGAAAGCUGCAUUUAUAUCACAGUAUGGCAAAAUGCUGAAAUGUACAUUAGUCAUUGGAUGCAUUAUAAUGAUUAAAGGACAAACUACAAAUACAGAAAGUCAGAUUGGUACAGAUCAGUCAUCAACAGGUCUCUCAUUAACACCUGAAGCUACAAACCAGUCAUCAACAUUUGAAGCCUCAGAAAUGGUACCUUCAUCAUCAGUAACAGUUUCACCAUUAACUUCACCAAAAUCAUCUAUGGAUCCAUCAUCAACCUCUGAAUCUACAGAAACAUUUUCAACAACAUUGGUUCUUAAAUCACACUUUACUUCACCAGAAUCAUCUACAGAUCACUCAACAUCUGAAUCGCCAGAAGUGUCAAGCAAAACUACUACAACAUUAUCAUAUAUAUCUCCAGAGUCAUCAACAGAUCUCUCAUUAACAUCUGAAUCUCCAGACACUUCAUAUACACCAUCAGAUACAGUCUCACCAUCUACUUCACCAGAAUCAUCUGUUUAUCCAUCAUCAACCUCUGAAUCUUCAGAAUCUUUUUCAACACCAUCUGUUACAGAAACACUCAUCACUUCAUCAAAAUCAUCUACAGAUCACUCAACAUCUGAAUCUCAAGAAGUGACAACCAAAACCACUACAACAUUACCGUAUUCUUCCCCAGAGUUAUCAACAGAACUCUCAUUAAUUCCUGAAGCUCCAGUAACUUUAUCUACACCUUUGUAUACAGUAUCACCAUCUAGUUCACCAGAGUCAUCUACAGAACGCACAGCAUCUGAAUCUCCAGAAGCUUCAACACAAGAAAUUACAGCAUCACCUUAUACUUCCCCAGAAUUAUCUACAAACCAGUCAUCAACAUUUGAAGCCUCAGAAACAGCACCUUCAUCAUCAGUAACAGUUUCACCAUUCACUUCACCAAAAUCAUCUAUGGAUCCAUCAUCAACCUCUGAAUCUACAGAAACAUUUUCAACAACAAUGGUUCCCAAAUCAUGCUUUACUUCACCAGAAUCAUCUACAGAUCACUCAACAUCUGAAUCCCCAGAAGUGACAACCAAAACCACUACAACAUUACCGUAUUCUUCCCCAGAGUCAUCAACAGAUCUCUCAUUAACUCCUGAAGCUCCAGUAACUUUAUCUACACCUUUAUAUACAGUAUCACCAUCUAGUUCACCAGAGUCAUCUACAGAACGCACAGCAUCUGAAUCUCCAGAAGCUUCCACACAAGAAAUUACAGCAUCACCUUCUACUUUUCCAGAAUUAUCUACAAACCAGUCAUCAACAUUUGAAGCCUCAGAAACAGCACCUUCAUCAUCAGUAACAGUUUCACCAUUCACUUUACCAAAAUCAUCUACAGAUCACUCAACAUCUGAAUCACCAGAAGUGUCAAGCAAAACUACUUCAACAUUAUCAUAUAUAUCUCCAGAGUCAUCAACAGAUCUCUCAUUAACACCUGAAUCUCCAGACACUUCAAAUACACCAUCAGAUACAGUCUCACCAUCUACUUUACCAGAAUCAUCUGUUUAUCCAUCAUCAACCUCUGAAUCUUCAGAAUCUUUUUCAACACCAUCCGUUACAGAAACACUCAUCACUACAUCAAAAUCAUCUACAGAUCACUCAACAUCUGAAUCUCAAGAAGUGACAACCAAAAUCACUACAACAUUACCAUAUUCUUCACCAGAGUCAUCAACAGAUCUCUCAUUAACACCUGAAUCUCCAGACACUUCAUAUACACCAUCAGAUACAGUCUCACCAUCUACUUCACCAGAAUCAUCUGUUUAUCCAUCAUCAACCUCUGAAUCUUCAGAAUCUUUUUCAACACCAUCCGUUACAGAAACACUCAUCACUUCACCAGAAUCAUCUACAGAUCACUCAACAUCUGAAUCCCCAGAAGUGUCAACCAAAACUACUACAACAUUAUCAUAUAUAUCUCCAGAGUCAACAGAUCUCUCAUUAACACCUGAAUCUCCAGACACUUCAUAUACACCAUCAGAUACAGUCUCACCAUCUACUUCACCAGAAUCAUCUGUUUAUCCAUCAUCAACCUCUGAACCUUCAGAAUCUUUUUCAACACCAUCCGUUACAGAAACACUCAUCACUUCAUCAAAAUCAUCUACAGAUCACUCAACAUCUGAAUCGCCAGAAGUGUCAAGCAAAACUACUACAACAUUAUCAUAUAUAUCUCCAGAGUCAUCACCAGAUCUCUCAUUAACAUCUGAAUCUCCAGACACUUCAUAUACACCAUCAGAUACAGUCUCACCAUCUACUUCACCAAAAUCAUCUAUGGUACCAUCAUCAACCUCUGAAUCUACAGAAACAUUUUCAACAACAUUGGUUCCUAAAUCACACUUUACUUCACCAGAAUCAUCUACAGAUCAUUCAACAUCUGAAUCACCAGAAGUGUCAAGCAAAACUACUACAACAUUAUCAUAUAUAUCUCCAGAGUCAUCAACAGAUCUCUCAUUAACACCUGAAUCUCCAGACACUUCAUAUACACCAUCAGAUACAGUCUCACCAUCUACUUCACCAGAAUCAUCUGUUUAUCCAUCAUCAACCUCUGAAUCUUCAGAAUCUUUUUCUACACCAUCCGUUACAGAAACACUCAUCACUUCACCAGAAUCAUCUACAGAUCACUCAACAUCUGAAUCGCCAGAAGUGUCAAGCAAAACUACUACAACAUUAUCAUAUAUAUCUCCAGAGUCAUCAACAGAUCUCUCAUUAACAUCUGAAUCUCCAGACACUUCAUAUACACCAUCAGAUACAGUCUCACCAUCUACUUCACCAGAAUCAACUAUUUAUCCAUCGUCAACCUCUGAAACUUCAGAAUCUUUUUCAACACCAUCCGUUACAGAAACACUCAUCACUUCAUCAACAUCAUCUACAGAUCACUCAACAUCUGAAUCUCAAGAAGUGACAACCAAAAUCACUACAACAUUACCAUAUUCUUCACCAGAGUCAUCAACAGAUCUCUCAUUAACAUCUGAAUCUCCAGACACUUCAUAUACACCAUCAGAUACAGUCUCACCAUCUACUUCACCAAAAUCAUCUAUGGAUCCAUCAUCAACCUCUGAAUCUACAGAAACAUUUUCAACAACAUUGGUUCCUAAAUCACACUUUACUUCACCAGAAUCAUCAACAGAUCACUCAACAUCUGAAUCGCCAGAAGUGUCAAGCAAAACUACUACAACAUUAUCAUAUAUAUCUCCAGAGUCAUCAACAGAUCUCUCAUUAACACCUGAAUCUCCAGACACUUCAUAUACACCAUCAGAUACAGUCUCACCAUCUACUUCACCAGAAUCAACUAUUUAUCCAUCAUCAACCUCUGAACAUUCAGAAUCUUUUUCAACACCAUCCGUUACAGAAACACUCAUCACUUCAUCAAAAUCAUCUACAGAUCACUCAACAUCUGAAUCUCAAGAAGUGACAACCAAAAUCACUACAACAUUACCAUAUUCUUCACCAGAGUCAUCAACAGAUCUCUCAUUAACACCUGAAUCUCCAGACACUUCAUAUACACCAUCAGAUACAGUCUCACCAUCUACUUCACCAGAAUCAUCUGUUUAUCCAUCAUCAACCUCUGAAUCUUCAGAAUCUUUUUCAACACCAUCCGUUACAGAAACACUCAUCACUUCAUCAGAAUCAUCUACAGAUCACUCAACAUCUGUAUCGCCAGAAGUGUCAACCAAAACUACUACAACAUUAUCAUAUAUAUCUCCAGAGUCAUCAACAGAUCUCUCAUUAACACCUGAAUCUCCAGACACUUCAAAUACACCAUCAGAUACAGUCUCACCAUCUACUUCACGAGAAUCAUCUGUUUAUCCAUCAUCAACCUCUGAAUCUUCAGAAUCUUUUUCAACACCAUCCGUUACAGAAACACUCAUCACUUCAUCAGAAUCAUCAACAGAUCACUCAACAUCUGAAUCGCCAGAAGUGUCAAGCAAAACUACUACAACAUUAUCAUAUAUAUCUCCAGAGUCAUCAACAGAUCUCUCAUUAACAUCUGAAUCUCCAGACACUUCAUAUACACCAUCAGAUACAGUCUCACCAUCUACUUCACCAAAAUCAUCUAUGGAUCCAUCAUCAACCUCUGAAUCUACAGAAACAUUUUCAACCACAAUGGUUCCUAAAUCACACUUUACUUCACCAGAAUCAUCAACAGAUCACUCAACAUCUGAAUCGCCAGAAGUGUCAAGCAAAACUACUACAACAUUAUCAUAUAUAUCUCCAGAGUCAUCAACAGAUCUCUCAUUAACACCUGAAUCUCCAGACACUUCAUAUACACCAUCAGAUACAGUCUCACCAUCUACUUCACCAGAAUCAUCUGUUUAUCCGUCAACAACCUCUGAAUCUUCAGAAUCUUUUUCAACACCAUCCGUUACAGAAACACUCAUCACUUCACCAGAAUCAUCUACAGAUCACUCAACAUCUGAAUCCCCUGAAGUGUCAACCAAAACUACUACAACAUUAUCAUAUAUAUCUCCAGAGUCAUCAACAGAUCUCUCAUUAACAUCUGAAUCUCCAGACACUUCAUAUACACCAUCAGAUACAGUCUCACCAUCUACUUCACCAGAAUCAUCUGUUUAUCCAUCAUCAACCUCUGAAUCUUCAGAAUCUUUUUCAACACCAUCCGUUACAGAAACACUCAUCACUUCACCAGAAUCAUCUACAGAACACUCAACAUCUGAAUCCCCUGAAGUGUCAACCAAAACUACUACAACAUUAUCAUAUAUAUCUCCAGAGUCAUUAACAGAUCUCUCAUUAACAUCUGAAUCUCCAGACACUUCAUAUACACCAUCAGAUACAGUCUCACCAUCUACUUCACCAAAAUCAUCUAUGGAUCCAUCAUCAACCUCUAAAUCUACAGAAACAUUUUCAACAACAUUGUUUCCUAAAUCACACUUUACUUCACCAGAAUCAUCAACAGAUCACUCAACAUCUGAAUCGCCAGAAGUGUCAAGCAAAACUACUACAACAUUAUCAUAUAUAUCUCCAGAGUCAUCAACAGAUCUCUCAUUAACACCUGAAUCUCCAGACACUUCAUAUACACCAUCAGAUACAGUCUCACCAUCUACUUCACCAAAAUCAUCUAUGGAUCCAUCAUCAACCUCUGAAUCUACAGAAACAUUUUCAACAACAUUGGUUCCUAAAUCACACUUUACUUCACCAGAAUCAUCAACAGAUCACUCAACAUCUGAAUCGCCAGAAGUGUCAAGCAAAACUACUACAACAUUAUCAUAUAUAUCUCCAGAGUCAUCAACAGAUCUCUCAUUAACACCUGAAUCUCCAGACACUUCAUAUACACCAUCAGAUACAGUCUCACCAUCUACUUCACCAGAAUCAUCUGUUUAUCCAUCAUCAACCUCUGAACAUUCAGAAUCUUUUUCAACACCAUCCGUUACAGAAACACUCAUCACUUCAUCAAAAUCAUCUACAGAUCACUCAACAUCUGAAUCUCAAGAAGUGACAACCAAAAUCACUACAACAUUACCAUAUUCUUCACCAGAGUCAUCAACAGAUCUCUCAUUAACACCUGAAUCUCAAGACACUUCAUAUACACCAUCAGAUACAGUCUCACCAUCUACUUCACCAAAAUCAUCUAUGGAUCCAUCAUCAACCUCUGAAUCUACAGAAACAUUUUCAACAACAUUGGUUCCUAAAUCACACUUUACUUCACCAGAAUCAUCAACAGAUCACUCAACAUCUGAAUCGCCAGAAGUGUCAAGCAAAACUACUACAACAUUAUCAUAUAUAUCUCCAGAGUCAUCAACAGAUCUCUCAUUAACACCUGAAUCUCCAGACACUUCAUAUACACCAUCAGAUACAGUCUCACCAUCUACUUUACCAGAAUCAUCUGUUUAUCCAUCAUCAACCUCUGAAUCUUCAGAAUCUUUUUCAACACCAUCCGUUACAGAAACACUCAUCACUUCACCAGAAUCAUCUACAGAUCACUCAACAUCUGAAUCCCCUGAAGUGUCAACCAAAACUACUACAACAUUAUCAUAUAUAUCUCCAGAGUCAUCAACAGAUCUCUCAUUAACAUCUGAAUCUCCAGACACUUCAUAUACACCAUCAGAUACAGUCUCACCAUCUACUUCACCAGAAUCAUCUGUUUAUCCAUCAUCAACCUCUGAAUCUUCAGAAUCUUUUUCAACACCAUCCGUUACAGAAACACUCAUCACUUCACCAGAAUCAUCUACAGAACACUCAACAUCUGAAUCCUCAGAAGUGUCAACCAAAACUACUACAACAUUAUCAUAUAUAUCUCCAGAGUCAUCAACAGAUCUCUCAUUAACAUCUGAAUCUCCAGACACUUCAUAUACACCAUCAGAUACAGUCUCACCAUCUACUUCACCAAAAUCAUCUAUGGAUCCAUCAUCAACCUCUGAAUCUACAGAAACAUUUUCAACAACAUUGGUUCCUAAAUCACACUUUACUUCACCAGAAUCAUCAACAAAUCACUCAACAUCUGAAUCGCCAGAAGUGUCAAGCAAAACUACUACAACAUUAUCAUAUAUAUCUCCAGAGUCAUCAACAGAUCUCUCAUUAACACCUGAAUCUCCAGACACUUCAUAUACACCAUCAGAUACAGUCUCACCAUCUACUUUACCAGAAUCAUCUGUUUAUCCAUCAUCAACCUUUGAAUCUUCAGAAUCUUUUUCAACACCAUCUGUUACAGAAACACUCAUCACUUCACCAGAAUCAUCUACAGAUCACUCAACAUCUGAAUCCCCUGAAGUGUCAACCAAAACUACUACAACAUUAUCAUAUAUAUCUCCAGAGUCAUCAACAGAUCUCUCAUUAACAUCUGAAUCUCCAGACACUUCAUAUACACCAUCAGAUACAGUCUCACCAUCUACUUCACCAAAAUCAUCUAUGGAUCCAUCAUCAACCUCUGAAUCUACAGAAACAUUUUCAACAACAUUGGUUCCUAAAUCACACUUUACUUCACCAGAAUCAUCAACAAAUCACUCAACAUCUGAAUCGCCAGAAGUGUCAAGCAAAACUACUACAACAUUAUCAUAUAUAUCUCCAGAGUCAUCAACAGAUCUCUCAUUAACACCUGAAUCUCCAGACACUUCAUAUACACCAUCAGAUACAGUCUCACCAUCUACUUUACCAGAAUCAUCUGUUUAUCCAUCAUCAACCUCUGAAUCUUCAGAAUCUUUUUCAACACCAUCUGUUACAGAAACACUCAUCACUUCACCAGAAUCAUCUACAGAUCACUCAACAUCUGAAUCCCCUGAAGUGUCAACCAAAACUACUACAACAUUAUCAUAUAUAUCUCCAGAGUCAUCAACAGAUCUCUCAUUAACAUCUGAAUCUCCAGACACUUCAUAUACACCAUCAGAUACAGUCUCACCAUCUACUUCACCAAAAUCAUCUAUGGAUCCAUCAUCAACCUCUGAAUCUACAGAAACAUUUUCAACAACAUUGGUUCCUAAAUCACACUUUACUUCACCAGAAUCAUCAACAAAUCACUCAACAUCUGAAUCGCCAGAAGUGUCAAGCAAAACUACUACAACAUUAUCAUAUAUAUCUCCAGAGUCAUCAACAGAUCUCUCAUUAACACCUGAAUCUCCAGACACUUCAUAUACACCAUCAGAUACAGUCUCACCAUCUACUUCACCAGAAUCAUCUGUUUAUCCAUCAUCAACCUCUGAACAUUCAGAAUCUUUUUCAACACCAUCCGUUACAGAAACACUCAUCACUUCAUCAAAAUCAUCUACAGAUCACUCAACAUCUGAAUCUCAAGAAGUGACAACCAAAAUCACUACAACAUUACCAUAUUCUUCACCAGAGUCAUCAACAGAUCUCUCAUUAACACCUGAAUCUCAAGACACUUCAUAUACACCAUCAGAUACAGUCUCACCAUCUACUUCACCAAAAUCAUCUAUGGAUCCAUCAUCAACCUCUGAAUCUACAGAAACAUUUUCAACAACAUUGGUUCCUAAAUCACACUUUACUUCACCAGAAUCAUCAACAGAUCACUCAACAUCUGAAUCGCCAGAAGUGUCAAGCAAAACUACUACAACAUUAUCAUAUAUAUCUCCAGAGUCAUCAACAGAUCUCUCAUUAACACCUGAAUCUCCAGACACUUCAUAUACACCAUCAGAUACAGUCUCACCAUCUACUUUACCAAAAUCAUCUGUUUAUCCAUCAUCAACCUCUGAAUCUUCAGAAUCUUUUUCAACACCAUCCGUUACAGAAACACUCAUCACUUCACCAGAAUCAUCUACAGAUCACUCAACAUCUGAAUCCCCUGAAGUGUCAACCAAAACUACCACAACAUUAUCAUAUAUAUCUCCAGAGUCAUCAACAGAUCUCUCAUUAACAUCUGAAUCUCCAGACACUUCAUAUACACCAUCAGAUACAGUCUCACCAUCUACUUCACCAGAAUCAUCUGUUUAUCCAUCAUCAACCUCUGAAUCUUCAGAAUCUUUUUCAACACCAUCCGUUACAGAAACACUCAUCACUUCACCAGAAUCAUCUACAGAACACUCAACAUCUGAAUCCCCAGAAGUGUCAACCAAAACUACUACAACAUUAUCAUAUAUAUCUCCAGAGUCAUCAACAGAUCUCUCAUUAACAUCUGAAUCUCCAGACACUUCAUAUACACCAUCAGAUACAGUCUCACCAUCUACUUCACCAAAAUCAUCUAUGGAUCCUUCAUCAACCUCUGAAUCUACAGAAACAUUUUCAACAACAUUGGUUCCUAAAUCACACUUUACUUCACCAGAAUCAUCAACAGAUCACUCAACAUCUGAAUCGCCAGAAGUGUCAAGCAAAACUACUACAACAUUAUCAUAUAUAUCUCCAGAGUCAUCAACAGAUCUCUCAUUAACACCUGAAUCUCCAGACACUUCAUAUACACCAUCAGAUACAGUCUCACCAUCUACUUUACCAGAAUCAUCUGUUUAUCCAUCAUCAACCUCUGAAUCUUCAGAAUCUUUUUCAACACCAUCCGUUACAGAAACACUCAUCACUUCACCAGAAUCAUCUACAGAUCACUCAACAUCUGAAUCCCCUGAAGUGUCAACCAAAACUACUACAACAUUAUCAUAUAUAUCUCCAGAGUCAUCAACAGAUCUCUCAUUAACAUCUGAAUCUCCAGACACUUCAUAUACACCAUCAGAUACAGUCUCACCAUCUACUUCACCAAAAUCAUCUAUGGAUCCAUCAUCAACCUCUGAAUCUACAGAAACAUUUUCAACAACAUUGGUUCCUAAAUCACACUUUACUUCACCAGAAUCAUCAACAAAUCACUCAACAUCUGAAUCGCCAGAAGUGUCAAGCAAAACUACUACAACAUUAUCAUAUAUAUCUCCAGAGUCAUCAACAGAUCUCUCAUUAACACCUGAAUCUCCAGACACUUCAUAUACACCAUCAGAUACAGUCUCACCAUCUACUUUACCAGAAUCAUCUGUUUAUCCAUCAUCAACCUCUGAAUCUUCAGAAUCUUUUUCAACACCAUCUGUUACAGAAACACUCAUCACUUCACCAGAAUCAUCUACAGAUCACUCAACAUCUGAAUCCCCUGAAGUGUCAACCAAAACUACUACAACAUUAUCAUAUAUAUCUCCAGAGUCAUCAACAGAUCUCUCAUUAACAUCUGAAUCUCCAGACACUUCAUAUACACCAUCAGAUACAGUCUCACCAUCUACUUCACCAAAAUCAUCUAUGGAUCCAUCAUCAACCUCUGAAUCUACAGAAACAUUUUCAACAACAUUGGUUCCUAAAUCACACUUUACUUCACCAGAAUCAUCAACAAAUCACUCAACAUCUGAAUCGCCAGAAGUGUCAAGCAAAACUACUACAACAUUAUCAUAUAUAUCUCCAGAGUCAUCAACAGAUCUCUCAUUAACACCUGAAUCUCCAGACACUUCAUAUACACCAUCAGAUACAGUCUCACCAUCUACUUUACCAGAAUCAUCUGUUUAUCCAUCAUCAACCUCUGAAUCUUCAGAAUCUUUUUCAACACCAUCUGUUACAGAAACACUCAUCACUUCACCAGAAUCAUCUACAGAUCACUCAACAUCUGAAUCCCCUGAAGUGUCAACCAAAACUACUACAACAUUAUCAUAUAUAUCUCCAGAGUCAUCAACAGAUCUCUCAUUAACAUCUGAAUCUCCAGACACUUCAUAUACACCAUCAGAUACAGUCUCACCAUCUACUUCACCAAAAUCAUCUAUGGAUCCAUCAUCAACCUCUGAAUCUACAGAAACAUUUUCAACAACAUUGGUUCCUAAAUCACACUUUACUUCACCAGAAUCAUCAACAAAUCACUCAACAUCUGAAUCGCCAGAAGUGUCAAGCAAAACUACUACAACAUUAUCAUAUAUAUCUCCAGAGUCAUCAACAGAUCUCUCAUUAACACCUGAAUCUCCAGACACUUCAUAUACACCAUCAGAUACAGUCUCACCAUCUACUUUACCAGAAUCAUCUGUUUAUCCAUCAUCAACCUCUGAAUCUUCAGAAUCUUUUUCAACACCAUCCGUUACAGAAACACUCAUCACUUCACCAGAAUCAUCUACAGAUCACUCAACAUCUGAAUCCCCUGAAGUGUCAACCAAAACUACUACAACAUUACCGUAUUCUUCCCCAGAGUCAUCAACAGAUCUCUCAUUAACAACUGAAUCUCCAGACACUUCAUAUACACCAUCAGAUACAGUCUCACCAUCUACUUCCCCAGAAUCAUCUAUUUAUCCAUCAUCAUCUGAAUCAUUAACCUCUGAAUCUCCAGAAACCUUACCACAAAUUAUUACAGCAUCACCAUAUACUUCCUCAAAAUCAUUAACCGAUCAGUCAUCAAUAGCUGGCUCUACAAAAACUUUAGCAUCACAAGCGGUUACAGCAUCACCAUCGUUUCCCCCUGAUUUUUCUAUAGAUCACCCAUCAACAUCUAUGUUUUCAGGAUCUUCCACAGAAUUGCUUUUUACAUCUUCAGCAAUAAAACUGACAACCAGUGUUCACUAUCAGUCUACAGCAUUACCUUCCUCUCCAUCAUAUACAACACAAGAAAUAUAUCUACCCUCAACAUUUGCAUCACUACAAUCAACAACCAACAUUUUACCAUCUAAAGAUUCUCCUACAUCUCCAAAUAUUCCUGUAACAACUAUAUCAGAUAUUUCUCCAAUAACAUCAACAAUAGCAAAUGCUCCAAACAUAAACACAAUAAUUGCUGCAAGUCCUUCAACAACCACGUCUUCAUCAAGCAAUACAGUGUCAUCUUUUCAAUUAAUUUCAUCAGCCCAAUUCAUGACAAGUAUUUAUGCAACUCCUCCAACAAAUGUUCACACCACUACUACCACCCUUGCAACAGCAUCUACAAUAGCAACAACCGACACAACUAACAAACUAACCUCCACAUCCUCUGUAAAUACCGCUCCAAACACCAACACAGUCACAUUUCCCUCAAGCAUGACCACACCACAAUCUCUAUUUGUAACAUCUAUUGCUCAGCCCUCAACAUCUGCAGCUCUAGAAACAGUAGCCACAUCUCCAACAACAAUGGCUUCCACACCUAUUUUUCUGACAACUAUUACUCCCUUCUCUCCAACAACAGCAGCAACUACUCCCAUCUCUCUACCAACAGCUACCUCUCCAACAACACCCAGAACUCCUCCAAGUACAGUAACCACAGCCAUAAACCUGAAAACCAGCAUUCCAGAAACAACUUCAGCAGCAACUAGCACAGACAUAUCUCUAGCAGCCACUUCUCCAUCAACAACUCACCCAAACAUAUCUACCACCACAAUUAGUCCAAUAGCAUUAACAAAUAUAACCACCUUUACAGAAAGUUUUUCAACUCCUCCCACAACAACCAGCACAACCACAAACUCUGCAUCAACACGAGCAACUCUUCCAAAUGCAACAACCACAACCACUGGACCUGCAACAACGGCCAUCACAAGCAUUUCUCAAAAAACAACAGCUAUCAUGCCAACAAAUAACAUAUCUUCAACAUCAAUGAUCACAACCAUCUCUCCAAAAACAUCUUCACAUUUUUCAACAAACAUCACAAGCACCUUUGGAAAUGCAAACACAACUUCUUCCACAACAAUUAUAACAACCGCCACUACAAAAACAACUACAACUCCUCCAACUACCACCAACAAAGCCACCUCUCCCCAAACAAGUCGACCACCAACAGCUUCACCGUCAACAGACUCUACUGCAUUUGCUCAAGCAGUGGUUAGGAUGCUAUCUGUAACUGAACUAAGUAACGAUACAAUCAUUGCCUAUAUAGAUCAGUUUUCCAGACUCAUCCAAGCCAAGAUUAAUGGAAAGGUUACGAUUACAGUGAAGCAGAUUCAAAAAGUCAUGCCUUAAAGAUCACCAGUGGCAGUUCUCUUCAGUGGAAAAGAUGCUCCUAAAUUCGACAAUGCCUUAUAGUUCCCUGUAUCAGCAUGAUAUUUACUUUAUACCAAAAUCAAAUGUAAAAAGUGUAUAGUAUCAUAGCUGUUCUUCUGGACAUACUGCUGCUGCAUUUCAAUAUAGUCUGUGUAAAAGGCACCAGUAUUGUCAGUAAGGCUUGAAAACAGAUUAAUUUUAUUUCAUUUUCCUGACAUUUCUUAGAAACAUGUAAGCACAGCUGUGUUUUAUUUUACUACUCUUCAUCAAUGCAGUCAUAUAGUUUGCAUUAAUAGGUGUGCUGACUAUUAUUAUAGAACAUAUUGUUUUUGGGCAAGAACAUUUUUAAACUAAUUGUCACCCUUCUAAGAAGCACCAUCACACACAGAGCCUUCUGUUUCUGUACUUACAUGAUAUAUUCUAACUGUGUGACACAUAGUGAGAAAACUUUCCAUUGUUAUAUAUAAUCUGAUAAUAGAUAACUGAUUUGAGUGCAAAAUAUAAUUUUUUAGGUACAAAAAAUGUAUUGUGUCAUGGUUAUUCAUGGCCAAUUAAUGUAAAGUGUGUUUAGUAUUUAGGUGGGAUACUGUGGCUGUGUGUGGCAAAAUGCAUGUAUGUAUGUAUGUAUGUAUGUAUGUAUGUAUGUAUGUAUGUAUAUUCUUAUUUUUGUAAUAUUUAAGUCCAGCACUCAAAAUCAUUGCAAAAACGUGCUCUUGUGCAUUUUGCAUAUCUCACGUUUACAUAUACCAUGAUUUAUGUCACACAUGUGGUAUAACAUACAUGUUGUAAAAAUAAAAGUAACAAAUUAUUAAAAACUUUGUAAAAUUCGAUAAAAGAAAUGAAAGUGAAUCAAUAAAGAGCUCUUAUUUC
Messenger RNA from Tachysurus fulvidraco (yellow catfish), 13255 nucleotides. RefSeq names its product serine-rich adhesin for platelets-like. The record is from RefSeq and is a predicted model, not a curated record. The transcript is spliced from 4 exons. The coding region runs from base 44 to 12364 and encodes 4106 amino acids. NCBI's taxonomy places the organism in Eukaryota, Metazoa, Chordata, Actinopteri, Siluriformes, Bagridae.